This is a messenger RNA of Prorocentrum cordatum, 393 nucleotides long. The record is from the annotation of a GenBank genome assembly. NCBI's taxonomy places the organism in Eukaryota, Dinophyceae, Prorocentrales, Prorocentraceae.
GAGAAGAAGGAAGAGGAGCCCAACAUGAUGGACAAGAUCAAGCGCUUCGGCCCCGCCGGGAUCGCCUCCUACGCGAUCACCGAGGGCGGAUUCUGGCUGAUCUCCAUCCCCGGCGUCUGCCUCUUCUACGCCUACGCCACGGGGGAGUGGCCCGACCUCACGAGCCAGGAGGACCAGGCCAAGGUGGCCGGGGCCUCCUUCGCGUUCCUCAACGUGGCCCGCCUCGUCGUGCCAGUGCGCGUGGGAGUGGCGCUGGCCCUGGCGCCGUGGGUCGACGAGAACGUCAUCAAGCCCUUCUUCCCCGACCAGUGGAAGGCAUGGCAGGAGGAGUGCAGCAAGAAGGACGAGUGCCCAGUCAGCGAGGAAGAUCUGAGCGCUCGGUCGAAGGCCUGA